Molecule: messenger RNA, 649 nt
Organism: Zingiber officinale
Lineage: Eukaryota; Viridiplantae; Streptophyta; Magnoliopsida; Zingiberales; Zingiberaceae
Exons: 2
Coding region: 59-481 (140 amino acids)
Cellular component (GO): cytoplasm
Molecular function (GO): mRNA binding
Source: RefSeq, a predicted model, not a curated record
AAUUGUUAACAAGAGCAAGAGCAGUAGAGCACUGUCCGAUUCUUCCUCUCCACUACUGAUGAGUAGCCAGCGGCGGCCAGGGGACUGGAACUGUGGAUCAUGCCGCCACCACAACUUCAGCUGGCGCGACUCCUGCCAGCAAUGCGGCGCCGUGAAAUCGACCGACGGCGCCGCUGCCGUCGACGGGGGGUCCAACUUCCUGCCCGGCGACUGGUAUUGCCUCUGCGGUGGUCAUAACUUCGCGAAUCGAUCGAGCUGCCACUUCUGCGGUGCGCCCAGCAACGGCUCCGUUGUCAACAUCUACGACGUCGUGCAUGGCUCGGGAGGUGCGGAACACGGACCAGGCAGCGGGUGGAAGCCUGGGGAUUGGCUGUGCACCAGGUCGGGCUGCAACCAGCACAACUUCGCAAGCAGGAAGCUGUGCUAUCGAUGCAAGGCACCAAAAGGAAUGCAAGAGACGACGACGGCGACGGCCGUGUGAGAAGAUUCAACAAUUAAUGGAAACGUUAUUAUAAAGCUUAAUUAAUUACUAGAUAAAAAUAUAUAAUGAAAAAAAAUUACAAAUUAAUUGUAUGCUGGCGACGUACGCCGGAGAACGCGGUGCGGUGGGCAUGAACCAAUUGACGGACGGGUGUCCAUGGGAGCUAAG